CAAACAUCUACAUGUGCCGUAUGGCUUAGUGCGACACUUUGCUGCCGCCGACACAGGGACAAAUACCGGGAUGAUACUGGACUUAAAAGUUCCGGUCAGAUUACGUGCAUUCACGCUACACAACUGAUUUGAUGAGAUUUCGUUAUGAUCAAGAAGUUGCUUUACUGGAUUAAUGUGUGGGUGACGAUUCUCAUAUCCGGAUUUGCACAAAGCUUUAAACCUGAACAGAUUGUCCGGCGCGGUCCUGGUUCGGAUCUUCAUUGUAUGAGUCCGCUGAUAAGUGCAUAUGACGAGUUUCCGGACAGUGCAUUCUCUGCGAGCAGUGUACUGCAGAACAAGACAGAUUUUCAACCAUAUCAGGCGAGGCUAACCGAUGUCUACGGAAGCAAAGAACACACUAGCGGAUAUGCAUGGUGUCCAAAUUCAAUGGUGGACGAGAUGUUACGCGAAUGGAUUCAGGCGGAAUUCAGCGACCUUGUGAUCAUCAAAUCCAUUUUCACCGCCGGUAGAGGAGACGGAAAUGUGAAAGAAUUCAUGCCCAGUUUUGUAUUCAAAUAUCAGCGCGAAGAUGGUGGGACGUGGUACGAGCACGUGAAACGGGAUGGAGCACGGAUCCUAAAGGCCAACAGUGACCCUAGAAAUCUUGCCCGAGCCACGCUUGAUUCAGUUGUGAUAGCCAAGCGGGUUCGGAUAUAUCCCUACAGCCGUAAAGGCAGCCGUGAUGUAUGUCUGCGAUUCGCCCUGUACGGUUGCAAAUUUCCCGAUGGCGUCGUAUCAUACACUAUACCACAGGGCGGUCUCCGAUCGCAGACUUCGUUUCGUUCUCCUGCCCUGGGUGAUCCACUGGAACCGGUUGUGGCGCGCCAUUUAAAGGACCUAUCAUACGAUGGUCAAAUCAUUCCCACUACCUAUCAGUUGACGGAUGGCUUGGGACAACUGAUGGACAACGUCGCUUUCCUUGGUAAUUUGACGCGUGAAUCCGACCUGUACCCAUCACAACCAGGGUUUCAUUUUGUUGGUUGGCCGCAGGGUGAACAGUCGGAAAUUCAGCUCAUUUUCAAAUUUGACACAACGCGCCGUUUUACCUGGAUCCGUCUGUUCACCUUCGAUUCACUAAUAUUGCGGGUCAGACUAUUCUCACACGCCAUGGUCGCCUUCAGCAUGAAUGGUUUAACCUUCAGUGAUAGCGUGGAAUUCUCCACUGGUCGCGUCCAGUACUAUGAUCCACAGUUAACCAGUCUAUCUCGCGUCCGAAGGGAACCGAUUGUUAGGCGUUCGAAGCAACGAAAAUUGUCUUCAUCAUCACAACAGGAUCCUCGGAUCUACGCCGAUCCCGAAUACGGAGGGGCGAUUGUGGUGGAACUGGCUUUAGGAGAACGAAUGGGGCGGUAUGUCCGACUGACACUCACUGCCGCAGAUAUUUGGACAGUUCUUUCUGAAGUACAGUUUAAUUCAACUGUUACGAAACCGCCGCCGGUAACCGAUACCCCAAUCGUUCCCGUCGUGGAAAAGACAGUGGGUGUUGAUCUCUCACCGGGAAUAGUACAUAGUGCAAAUGGGAAGGCCGAGCAAGAAAACGGGCAAGAUGCACAACCCAGCCCUUUCAAAAGUGAUACAAUUCCACUAGGCAGUACGCCAAACGAUGCAAAUGGGAAACAAGGCGCACAUGAUUUGCAUCCGUCUGGUGGCAAACCUAAUGUGAGCGAUGCUGAAGGAAAACUGGUAACGCUGCUUCCCAUCGUUAUUGCUUUGGGCGUCCUUCUGUUUCUCCUACCUGUGGUUGUACUAAUUUGGUUAUGUUCACGGCGACAUUUCAAAAGAAAACAGUUCAAGUGUCGACAAAAAAUGCACUUAAAUGAUGGAAGCACACGCACAAUCCUGCGUUCGGUGGCGACUUCUAAUAUGCACGAGGGAGCAAAAUUACUAGGCAAUUCACAGCCUGAAGGAAAGUCGACCCUGGCUCCUCAGCUGUGUUUUCCAAAUGGCAUCCACCCAUCGAACAUGUUUCAACGUCAAAAUGAUCCAAGUCUAAAUGGACAGGUUGCCACCAACAGCGUACUGCAUUCGAUGUCAGGUAAUCCUGGUGUUGCACUGUCGGGUCCAACUUCUGUCGCUCCGGAUAAAUUUGAAUCACACGCCGAUGCAACUCAGUUAUGUUCCCAGGCGGAUGGAGGCUAUAUGACCGGUGUAGGUUCUCCUCUUCCGAAUCAAACAAAUAUUCAUCCACCCUUAAUUCCAACAUUAAUUGCUAUACCGACAACCACCCCUACUGGGCAGAUCGUGCUUCGACCGAUAGGUUAUGGGCAUUCGACAACCGAACUCAGUGCCUUGGCCGGCUUGGGUGGUGAAUUUAUUACUGGUGGAUCUCUAGGUGGUCUGGGCACCCCAGAUAGUGGCAGCCUAUACGCAAGCAUUCGAGCCAGUGCUAUGCAGCUCGGUCAGUCCACUUUGAGUGGAGGCGAAUCAGAAGCAUAUGAUAAAACUGGGUCGGCUUUCUUACCCCCGCCCCUCCCGAUGAGACACCUGGGACGGGAUGAAGGUGUCCAGUGGCGCGGGGAAGAUACCGACGAAGGUGAAACAGACUUACGGGAAAGUGAUACCACAGCUUCUGGAGCAAAGGAACCAGAAAGGCAGCAGACUACUGUAUCCCAAUGUUUUACCAUGGGUAGCAAAAGUAUCCAUAAUGAGGAAGCCGAGCAGGAAAACGACAAUUCGGAGUCCGUUGGAAAUUCGAAUGCAAAAACUGUAACUAAUCCUACGGAUACGAACCACGCAUCGAGCGUACCCUCAGUGGCAUCUGCCUCCCCAAAACCUCAAGAAGGUACGACCUUUGCAAAUGAAGCUUUGUUCUCCCAGAUGAAGCGGACUAAGCUCCGUCCAGUAUCCCAACGAAUCUCGAGUGCUCUGAUAACUGGCCACAGACACUCUGGUCUGUCGUUACCCGACGGUGAAGAGGCGUAUACACCAUAUUUAAGCGCCUCUGUUCGCCGACCAGGCAGCAAAGGCCAUGUUCCUGUGAAGGCAUUGCACGGAACACCAGCAGGCUUAGUUCUCCGUCCUUACGGUCCCGAAUAUGCCAGUGCGUCCAUUUUUGAAUUUCCUGUGCAAAUUUCUGAAGCCUGUUCUGUCGCACCUACUAGCAGCAUGGAAACGGUGCCCGCAAACAGCUACCAUCCAUCAUUCCCAGCCUUUCCACCCGCCUCCAUUCCGCAUGCCGUUCCCGCCCUAACUUCAGACGGUACAUUCAGUAUUUAUUCAGGUCCUGCUUCAUUGCCCAUAGGCACCGGGACAUUAAGACCACUGUCGAAACAUGUGACUCCAAAUCCAAACCAUCGGCUUCAGACCACAGUCGGUCAGCAUCCGGCUGGCCUCAUGUUCCUAGGUGGUAUCGGAUUCGAGGAUAUGGAUGCGUUGUAUCAGGCGGCUCAGCCGAAUGUCUUCAGUUAUCCACCAGAAAUGGGACGUCCAUGUAAUAUAUAUCAACCGGAUCAACUGGUACCAGCACAACAAUCACAGAACGGGAACUUGAAUCUAUCGGAGACUCAUGAACCGUGGCUUUUGGCUAAUUCCAAACAACUGAACCCCUUGUGUUCGGAAAUCGGUCCACAAAAGUCAGCUUGGCUGACUGAUGUCCGUGGUGGAACCUUACGUUUGUUUCCAGCUUCUGUGCAACAGUUCCCCCUCGGUCACGCUUCUGCGGGCGUAAACGAUUUAAGUCAAAUAACCCCGCAGGUGUCGCCGCAGCACUACUUUCCACCACACUUGAUUCUACAACACCCAAACCAACAUCAGCAACAACAGCAGCAGCAGUUCCGGUCUAUGGCUGUUCAGCAGCCAUCAAAUAGCAUGAAGCUCCCAAACGGCGAGCCUCAUGCCCAAGCAGAUAUCCAUCGUGGAAGUCCCGUUGGGGCUGCAUCUGCCAGUGUAGCCUAUUUACCUGGUGUUUCUGAUUCAAACAGUAGAGAAACCAAUCAUUCCGGACGUCUAUCUAUCUAUUCUGUGUGCACCUGAACCCUCGUUAAAUCCCCCAGGAUUCUAUCCACUGGUCUUUCCAUGGCACCCAUUGUAUUCGCAUUUUGUUAGUGAUGAAUCUGAGUUGUCGGGCGAAUUCGCCCCUACGUACUUUCAGUCGUCGUCGGAGCCACAUUCCUCCCAGGCACUACAGUCCUACUAGUCUCUGUGGUUUUCGUCCUCAUGUCUUACUCCAGAAGUGUGAUUUAGCCUUACCUGUAUGAUAUGAAAAUCAUAGAGUUUUAGUUCCCUUCUGCUGCCCGUUGAGGACGUUUCCUGUGGGCGCGCUACUAAUUGCUUCAUGGUUUUUCUAUUGACUUCAAAAACGUUCUCAUUCAUACGUUUCACCAAAGCUGCGCCAAAUAAAGUACUCGUCCAGAUCAAAUCGAAAGUAAUACUCAUAACACUAUCUGUGGUUAUUCCAUGUUUUCGCUAUGUGCGUCUAUUAGAACACUCUUUCCGGUGUAAAUCUUGGGGAAACAUUUUAUGCAUCCUUCAACUGGGAAUUCUGGAUGUUACUCUACCAUCUCUCUACCAUCUCUCUCUCUCUGUAUCAUGCCAUGGUUCUAUCCAUUUGCCUUUGUAUAAUUUGUGUGCCCUCCGUAGACUGUACUCUUUGUCUGUGCCUCUCCUCCACUGCCGUGUACAUGCAGCCGAUCCACUGCCGUGUACAUGCAGCCUGAUGCCGAUCCACUGCCGUGUACAUGCAGCCUGUCUUGUCCUGCAUAAGGUUUAUGUCCGUUUCUCACCAUCUCGUUCUCUUGUGCGGCCUCGCAAAUGGUGUCCGAAGUUCACAAAUUCAAUUGAUCGAUUGACUGAACCAUCAUCCUGAGGAAAUUCCCCAUGCUUCUAAAAAAUAUAAUCCAUCAGUUUACAAAAGUAACACUUAUGUUGAACUUUUAACAGGUGUUCCCCUAAUUUCGAAGUCCUAUGACAAUCCUAUCUGCUUC
Messenger RNA from Opisthorchis viverrini, 4961 nucleotides. RefSeq lists its product as hypothetical. The transcript is spliced from 12 exons. Bases 145 to 4011 code for a protein of 1288 amino acids. The record is from RefSeq and is a predicted model, not a curated record. Lineage: Eukaryota; Metazoa; Platyhelminthes; Trematoda; Opisthorchiida; Opisthorchiidae.